Teleopsis dalmanni is the source of this 2416-nucleotide messenger RNA. Its product is annotated as armadillo repeat-containing protein 8-like. Gene Ontology annotation, biological process: proteasome-mediated ubiquitin-dependent protein catabolic process. The coding region runs from base 176 to 2143 and encodes 655 amino acids. Gene Ontology annotation, molecular function: protein binding. Lineage: Eukaryota; Metazoa; Arthropoda; Insecta; Diptera; Diopsidae. The record is from RefSeq and is a predicted model, not a curated record. The transcript is spliced from 9 exons. Gene Ontology annotation, cellular component: GID complex.
UUUCGAUUUGAUUGUCCUCAAAUUUGAGUUACGUUUUUGUUUAACUAAAAUAUCAUAUGAAUACGUAGUCACUCUUAUUUAAAAUCAGCUGUGUAAAUAACAUCCCUGAUCGUUAGGAAUUGAUUGUGAAUGAUAGCCGGAAAAAAAGAAGAAUACCAACAGAAUUAAUAGUAUUAUGGAAACCGAUUGGAUACAAUUAAGGAGUGCUUUAGUUGAUGGCAAUGCAAAAGAUCGACGGCAAAGUUUAUUAAUAAUUAAAGAUUCGGUCAUUGGCAGUAACAGACAAAAAGGCGCUCUUAUAUCCCAUGACAUAGUACCAAUUAUACUUAAAAUAUGUAACGAAACUAAUGAAUACGACAAAACAAAUGCCCUCGUUGUACUAGGGUCCUUAGCUAAAGGAACGCCAGGCCAGGUACAAUUAUUGGUGAAUACAUAUAAUGUGAUGCCAAUACUAAUAAAUGAAAUUACUUCCGAGAAUAAUGAUAGAAAGUGCGUGGAAAUAUGUCUUAGUACAAUGUGCACAAUCUAUGAGCAACCUUAUGCACAUGUAGAUGAAUUUUUUAAAAAUGGAAAGACUCUUUCAGUUUUCUUAAGUUUAGCCGCACCCGAAAGCUCUUUGAAGACACAAAUUUGUGUUACAAGUAUUCUAGUUGCACUUUGUCAGUCGUAUGAAGAUCAAAUUUUACUUCUUCAUGCGGGAACUAUACAUCUUUUGGCUAGAAUGAUUUGUUUUAAUAACAAACAUAUUCAAAUUCCUGCGCUCCGUUGCUUAUCUUCAAUGUGUUACUCUAAUAGACAAGUUGCAGACAAUGUUUGUGUUACGAGUUUUAUGGGGCGAUCAUUGCCGGAUAUUCUAAAUUCAUUAAUGUCUCGAUUAUUUACACCUGAAAUACAAAUAACAGCAGCAAGGUGUUUAACAUAUAUUUAUAGAUCUGGAACGCUUUUAUCAACAGAUAAUAGAAUAUUACAUAAAACUCUCCCAUCCCUGGCAAGGUUAUGUUCUGAUAAUUUCAAUCAAUCUAUAAGAGGAGAAUCGGCGGAUAUACUUGCUUAUCUUAUCGAGGUUGAUUCAGAACUUCAACGUACAGCAGCCAUAAGCAAUCAUCUUUUAAAAUCCCUCUCACAACUUCUUCAAAUUAGUGAUUCAAUUAUUAAAAAUGCUGCAUUAAGAUGUUUUGCAUCACUGGGAGCUAAUGAUGAAACUAUUAGAAAGAGAAUAAUGGAUUGUACUGGCUUGAUUGAUUCUAUAAUAGAUGGUGUCAACGACGACAAUGAUGAGGUAAAACUUGCUGCUGUAAAGUGUCUACAUUCUUUGUCGCGUUCUGUUCAACAACUAAGAACUACUUUUCAGGAUCAUAAUGUGUGGAAACCUCUAUUGGAUAUAAUAUCAAACCAAACAUCAAUAGAAUAUCUCAUUGCAACUUCAUCGACUAUUUGUAAUUUGGUAUUGGAAUUUUCACCCUCUAAGGAACCUUUAGUGAAUUCUGGAAUAAUAGAAAAAUUUUGUCAAUUUACUAAACAUAGUGAACCAGAAAUUCGUGUAAAUGGAUUAUGGGGUUUAAUGAACGCAUCCUAUCAAGCUGAUGAGAGACUAAAAAUGGAAAUCAUAAAUACAAUUGGAAUGAGGAGAUUGUUAGAGCUUAUCAGUGACACGGAUUCUACAGUAGUGUUAAAAACUCUGGGUCUAAUAAGAAACUUAAUGAGUUCGUCGUACUAUAUAGAUUUUAUAAUGGAAGCAAAUUCUGUUGAAGUUUUAGAUGCUAUUAUUAUGCUUUUGGAUUCAAAUCAUUUACCUGAUAUUAAGGAACAAGUCUUAUGCAUUGUUGGAAAUAUUGCUGCGGAAGCUGGAAACAUUGAAUAUAUUAUAAAUGAUGAAAGGAUAAUGACACAUCUUGAUAAAUAUCUGUUUCAUUCAGAGCAAAAGCUCCAGGAGGGCGCUCUAUUUGUUGUACACAAUAUUGUGUACAGAAGGGACAUAUGGAAAUCGGGAAAUUAUUCUAGAUUAGCUGAAUUGGAUGUGAUAAAAAACAUUAAGGAAUUGUAUCGAAAAGCAAGUGGAAAUAAAAUUUCUUAUGAAGAUUAUGUGUUAAGAACGAUAAUGGAAAUCGUAUCUCAUUGCAAAAUUUUUUGUCCAGAGCAAUGAACGAAAAUUGCCUAUACCUAUUUAAUGUUGAAUAUUUUAAUUAUUUAAUAUAAAUGUUUUAUUUCUUAUUACCACCGGAAAUUUUUCAAAUGUAAAGUUUAUGCAAACCUUAUAUAUUAUUUUGAAUAUAAAUAAAAUCAUUUUCCGGUUGCUCUACUACUUGUUGAUAUUUUUCUAUAUUUUUUUCUAAAUGUUUGUAAAAAUUGAAUUUAUAUGUAUUAAUGUAUUUUAAUAGCAUGUUACACCAAACAAAAAUAUAACUAAUAUUUUUAU